GCCGCCGUCAUGGCCGCCGAGGAAAAGGAUCCCCUGAGCUAUUUCGCAGCGUACGGAAGCAGUAGCUCAGGCUCCUCGGGAGAGGAGGACAACAGUGAGCCAGAGGAGACGAGUUGCGGGGCCCCGAAUCCGGCGAAGUCGGCGGGCGGCUGUGGGAACAAGACGGAAAAACGGCUGCCGGGACCCGACGAGCUGUUCCGGAGCGUGACUCGCCCUGCCUUUCUCUAUAAUCCGCUCAACAAACAGAUCGACUGGGAGCGACACGUCGUCAAGGCCCCGGAGGAGCCGCCCAAGGAAUUCAAAAUAUGGAAAUCAAACUAUGUACCACCACCGGAGACCUACAUCACUGAGAAGAAACCUCCACCUCCCGAGCUGGACAUGGCAAUAAAAUGGUCUAACAUAUAUGAGGACAAUGGUGAUGAUGCCCCACAAAAUGCUAAGAAAGCUAGGCUUCUGCCGGAAGGGGAGGAGACAGUGGAAUCAGAUGAUGAAAAAGAUGAGCAUACUUCUAAAAAACGCAAGGUAGAGCCAGGAGAACCAGCAAAGAAGAAAAAGUAGAAAACAAAUAACAAGGAUUUCUGGACUGCAAACUUCCUGAAAUGGUUUUGGGGGCAGAUUCAAUUGAUAAUUGUAAAUUAUUGUGAUACAACAUCUCCAUGAAAGUACAUGUUAACUAACUCAUAUGUAUUACUAUAAGAAUUGUCUACUGUAGAGUUCACUUUUUUAUUUAAAACUUAUGUAUUUAAAACUCAAAUGGUGAUUUGUGAUUGUGAAAUUGACAACACUUGGAAGCAUUCUUGCUAUCACAGAUUGGUGACAUACAUGCCUUGAGAGUUUUGUCACGUGUUGACAUGCCAUUGUUCUAUGAACCUUUUAUAAAGGAAUAUAUUUUUAAAGUAAAUAUACUAUAAUGUACUGUGAACUUGUAGGGUGCUUUUCAACAGUGUUUUGUACAGUGUAAAUAGAUCAUGGAAAUAAAAUUACUUAUUCAAUAUUACUAUUACUGCAUAACAUCAACAUUGGAGUAUUUGUCUGUGACAAGUACAGUUUUGACGUGAUGUUUUAAAUUAUAUCGGUGGGUAUUAUAUUUAAGGAGUGCUUCCGUGUUCCAGGUGCUUGUGUGUGCAUCUUUCAGAUCCUCAAAUACUGGUAAUACUAGUAAAGCAGUAGAAGUAACUUAAUUGUAUAACAGAGAUUAACUUGUCCAAGGUUUUGCAGUUAGUGAAUGAUGAAUUUGGAAUUUAAUUCAGGAAACUUAAAUUCUAAAAUCAUCAUCUUAAUCACCAUUCCACCAAUCAAAAUAUAAUCAUCUUUUAAAAUUCAGUUGUCAUCACUUCAGGUAUUCUUCUGUGUUAGCUAGUUGAGAUCUCCCUAAUGGUUAUUAAUUCCCCUGUUGAGUAAAGAUCUUUUACAAGGAACUGUGAAGUAUAGCAAAUAAAAAUACAGGGCACCCAGUUAAAACAGAAAUUUACAUGAGUAACUGUCUUUGUAUAUGCAGUAUUUGGAACAUACUUAAACCAAAAAUUCGUUUAUCUGAAAUUCAUAUUUACUGGAAAUCACUUACCUGCUUGUUUUCUCUACCCAACACCUUUUUAAUGCCUUUUAUACAGUAAUACUCAAGAAAAUAAGCAGGUGGUAAUCAGAGAAAUAGUAAUGUUUGAUGUGAGUUCAACAGUUCAAAAUGCACCUGUGCAGUUAAUUGUAGUCUUAGGGAUAAAAAGUGGAAGCCCUCACACUGCAUCAGUCUUUCCCUGAUUCUGAGGCCUUUAAGAGUGAUGAGUUAAUUACAGGCACUGCAGAUAUGGCGCUUAAGAGUAAUUUAAGACAUCAGUCUAUGAAAAAUGAUGGUUCCCAAAUAAAUUUCUGGAGAAAUCUAUAUUCUGGAUUCAUGUGUUGGAGAUACUGCAAAAGUUACUGAAUUGACAUGAUUUUAAAAUCAGUGUAAUAACAAAUCUCAUACCAAAAAAGCCCCACAAACCACUGUCUGUAAAUCUUUUAGUCUUUUUUGAGGAUCAAUGUUCAAGCCCCAACUAUGAUCAGUUAAUUUAUAGCCGAGAGUAAAAAUUCACUGGGUAGGUCAGCCCUUUCUGGUACUUUGAGCCUUCAUUCCAAAGGUAAUGGAAGAGGGGGAGGGAAAUAAUGCUUUUUUUUUUUUGGAAAGUGGUGUAUGCUUCAGUCUUUUAAACAAGUAAUAGCUACACUAGUAAGCAUUUGCUGAGAAAUAUGCCCCUGUGUUAGGUUAGGUUGAAUUUCACUUGUGAGAGGAAGGAAGACUUAGGAUGAAGGGGGCUAAAUUAUAGUUCUGACUCACCAUUUAUAUCUCAUUGGGUUUCUUAUCAAAAUAAAGCCGAUAAUGGGAAGGGAGAUGAAUUUACUUAGAGAUUAAUCUUCUGCAGAAAUAUCUCUGUUUGGAAAUGAACUUUCACUUCAUUCUACAUCCAUCAUCACAUUAGAAAUAAAUUCUUGCUGUCUUAAGAGGUGUCCAGAGAGCUUUUUUGUAAAGCGUCCAUGUGGGUACUUAGGAAGGGAGCUGUUUGCUCCAGCUAGUGAAAACCCAGUGGAGAAGUCCUUAUAAAAAUCUGGAUAGAUGGGAAAAAGCUAUCCCAGUUACUUCUUUUUUUUAGUGAGUCCAGUCACUUGAUGUUUCUGAUUGUUUCCUUUAAGUUAAGAAGUUCUGCCACAGCAUCUAUGAAGUACUUCCUUUUAGUACAAAGAUAAAAUUUGAGAAAAUACCUAAGCAUUUAUAGGCAAUAUUUGUAAGUGUUAAGUAUAAGUAGCAUCGAGUUUUAUGAGAAAUGUUUUAACUAAAAUAACAUUACUGAGAAAAUUGACACCUUUUUAGCCAUUAAGAUAUUCAUAUCUGGGCUUAACUUACAAACUUAAACUUUCUCAACUUACCUCUUUGUGCUGUGCUUUUGAGUUCAUAAAAUUUCUGUCACCCAAAGACAAAAGUUUUAGAAAAUAUCUAGUGAGGUAGAUUUUGUCAUUUCCAAAUUAGGGGACGGAAGAUAGACACUGAGUUGAAGCAUUGCGCUGAGCUUGAGAGCCCAGACUAGAAGCUGUAUCUCACUCCAUGCUAAAUUUACAGAGUACCUACUGGGUGCAGUGCAUUGUGAUAAGAACAAAGGAGCCAGCUUCAUUUUGGCAAAAUCAUUAAUAGCCAUAGAAAAAGAUGUAGCGUACAAGGCGAGUCUGAGAUUGGAUGCAGUAGUGCAGUGGGGUGAUGAGUCUGAAUGAACUGAUAGUGUCUAGUUGACUGUAAUAGCUGAGAGUGAGAUUUUUCUUUUACUGCAAACUAUGUUUUCAUUAAAAUAUGAAUAGAAUAAUGCAAGUUUAGACAUGACCUACCUAUAAAACACGUUGCCACACAAGUUAAAUACAAAGCUCUACCAGAGCUAUUUGGAAAAUGUAAUUAUUUUUACAAGUAUCUGAAUGAACUCAGCAAUUUUUCUAAGUCAAAAACUUUGGCACCUUUAAACCUACAACCAGACUUUAAAAUUUAUCAUUGGUGGUAUUUUGGGUUUUGGAGAUUUGUAUCUAUACUGAGCUGCUUUCAUCCUCCUAUUAUCAUUUAGUACAGAACUCCCAGUUAUUACUACAAAAAAGGUUAAAUUUCCACUAAAUGUUUCAGACUUUGCAUUCAAUUCUGAAAUUUUCUUCCUCUCCAGCCAUAUUGUUUUCCCAAUUUGAAGCAUUGUAUUUGCAUUUUAAUGCAAACAGAUACUAAUAAGUAUGUGUAUGAAUGGUCCUCAGAGUAGGGACUUUUUGCCUAAUGUGCUCACAGUCUACAAUACCUAGUACACAGUAGGUGCUCAAAAUAAUUGCUGAAUGUUGAUGAUAAGCAGAAUGCCUCACCUCUGGCUUAGGGGUGAUCCUUCAGAGGGUUGUGUUUUCAGUUAUAUGGGCCAAUAAAUCUUCAUG
Condylura cristata (star-nosed mole) is the source of this 3921-nucleotide messenger RNA. It is a transcript of the gene CUNH1orf52, whose product is annotated as chromosome unknown open reading frame, human C1orf52. The transcript is spliced from 3 exons. Lineage: Eukaryota; Metazoa; Chordata; Mammalia; Eulipotyphla; Talpidae. Bases 10 to 558 code for a protein of 182 amino acids. The record is from RefSeq and is a predicted model, not a curated record.